This is a messenger RNA of Phytomonas sp. Hart1, 3246 nucleotides long. Lineage: Eukaryota; Euglenozoa; Kinetoplastea; Trypanosomatida; Trypanosomatidae. The record is from the annotation of a GenBank genome assembly.
AUGAUUUUUAUAUCAAACUUUUUUAGUGAUGACAAUUACAAAGAAUCCUUGAAUACAAAUCCGCUUCCUUCCAUUUGCAUCGUAGGAGAAAAGGCUCUUUUUCUCAAACAAAGCUUUCAACAAGCUGAGACUUCGGAUUUUCAAAUUCAUCUCACCUUUUAUGAUUCCCUUGAUGUUAUUAAGCCCAAAAAGCAAAAAUUACACGACACAACCAAUAACGGCCUGUUGAAAAGUAAAUGGUGUUUCAAGCAUCAAUAUCAAGAUUUUGGGUGCAUUUUGUUAUCUAUUGAAAUAUCUGAAGACCGACACGGGGCUACAUUUGAACAACUAAAUAAUCUUUUGAAAGGAAUCAAUGAUAGAUUAAUCCGUUCAUAUAUUGUCCUUGUCGGCAUCACUCAAGAGACAACAAAUGACCCUGACAAAGAGUUUUUCAAUAGUUUACAUCAGUUGGCAACAAAUCAGCUUGGUGAACGUUUAUAUGCUUUUACUACGAUUUCUGACAAUCCUGCAAAUCAUUCUGUAGUGUCUACCCUCAGAAAGAUUCUCGUUGCCGCCGCUUUAAAUCAUCAUAAAAAUGAGAUUAUAAGGCUGAAAGAAAAGAAGAAGUUACUAUCCCUACAACGGCAUUCGGUUCUGGCGAUUGCCCGAACCUAUUUUCAAAUAGCAUGGCAUUAUCUGAUUAGUUUUGAAUAUGAGGAAGUGAAGAAGAACUUACAUAAAGCUUAUAAAAUAUUAAGGUCAUUUUUUUCAAACUUCCCACCUUUAGAUGUGCGCAUGGUAACAUCCCUUUUCUUGCACUACAUUGUAUCAGUCCUCCCACUAUGUGGGGACGUUCUCUCUGUGGAAUCUGAACUUUUUGAGACAAUUAGCUCACACAUUAACUGGGUUGGGCACGCCUUUACUUCCCAGUAUGACAGCAGCUGCCGAAAACUUGCGUCAGCCCUAAAAAGUGCUCUAGUUGCUGAAUGGUGUGGGAUUCUAGCCAGAAAAACGCUUGACAUAAAACCAUUGAUGCGAAGCGACUUUCUGAUAUCAGCUGCUAAUAAUUUGCACCAAAUCAAAUCUUUUUCACAGCUUUUUUCUGAAAAGACAACACGUCUUUCUUCUCCAUUAUACAUUGGAACAGAAUGCAUUUCCAGCGUCUACGCUGAUGCUUUUUUUGGAAUGUUUAGACAAUCGGUGUCGUCAGUUCACAUAUCUGGUUUAUUAAAGGAAGCUAGCGCAACCUCAUCGCCCCAAUACCGAAAGUACGAGAAGCUCUAUUUUGAGAUGUGUGCACAUGAGACAGUCAAUUUAAGCUUUCUUGAAACCCUUCUUGAAAGAAAUUUGAAUUCUCUUUAUCUUUCCGAUUUUCUUUGCGCUCUGGUUUUGGAUAAGUGCGAUGACCAUUGUAUGGACACCAAGAAUAAUAAAUUGCUUUAUUAUAUCCUUAUUAAUGGUUCUGUAAGUCCACUUUCUUUAUCAUCGCAAAUAGAGUUUUGGAAUAGGCUUGAAAAAUUCUCGGAACAACCAGUUCUCACUUUGCACUACCCACAUGGUAGUUUUCAGCCACCCUUUACAGUCCUCACACAAAUUGAACAUAAUUCUGUAGAGGCAUCUGAUGGCAGAGCACCACUGAUUUUAAUAUUUUUUACUACGUCCGUGCAGCCUAUUAUAUUGACUAACAUUCAGAUAACCUUACAGAAUAUCAACAGUUUAGAUGCCGAAUCAGGGAUACUGGAAGCCUCUGUGGUUGGUUCCUACAAAGUAGAAGCGUCUGGGUCGAUAAAGGCAAAAGCUGAGAUCACAUUUCCACGGAAUGGGAAAUUUAUUUGCAACAAGUUAUGGGCCACUGUUUCAAUGGGGGUCUUUAAGUUUGACAUCAUUUGGACACUCCAUGAAUUCAGUGGUGAUACUAGGUCAAAAAGGUCAUUUAUUUUGGCUAAUACUCCUAUUUUGAAUGUUACAAAACCUAUUUCGUUUGCCAAUGUGUCUUCUGCUAUUAGUGUAGAAGCUGUGGAAUCUGAAGACUUUCGAAUACCUAUUACUAUUGAAGGGAAGGAAAAUUUAUUGACGAAUGUAAGCAUCACUUUUCUCUAUUUGCCUGAUUUUUUUUCAGGCGCUCUUUAUUUUAUUUCCGGUGAAAAUGAUGACAUCAUGCCCUGCGAGCGCAUUCUUGGUUCCAAGGAUGAAUCGACCUAUGCGCUUAAUGAUCUAUUUCCAGGUCACACUAUGUCUUUAUUGCUUUGUGGAAAAUGUUCAAGAAGCGGUGUGUAUCAAAUUCCUAUUUUAUUUCGUCACUCUACAAAAGAUUUUAUGGAUAUGAAAAUUGUAAGGGUAUCCGUAUUGGUGAUCAACCCACCAUUUUCAGUUGACUAUUCUUGUUUCACUUCCACGCUUUGGUCUUCUGAUGCCGGUGAAGUGAAUUUUCCAACAAUGAAUUCUGUAUACCAGCAAAGAGAUUUAAAUAUUCUUGAGAAACCAAAGGAUACCAAACUGCUGCAGACGUCAACUUCUACAGCGGAAUGGUAUAGUAAGAAUGCUGCACUUUAUUAUACUGUACGUAGCGAAGAUGCUUCUUCAAAAACGCAGCUAAAGACUUCUGUGGGUGAAAUGGUGUCAUUUCUUAUCAAUUUAACCUGCACAGCAGGGAAAAAAAUUACUGUCUUAAAAUCAGAUAUCAUAUGUAGCGAGGAGUUACAUCUUCACAGCUUAUCGUAUGGAGAGCUUCCAUGUGUUUUGGAUGAAGAGGAGUCGGUCUCGAUUUUCGCUCAACUACGAGCCUGGAAAAAGGGCGUUCUCUCGCCUGGAUUCGUCCGCAUUUUGUUUGCCCCUCAGUCUUCACCGUCUUCUCAUUUCGUGGCAGAUUUUUCGCUUCCACCUAUUAUAAUUGAAGACUCUGAGAUUAGGAUAAAGUAUGUUUAUCCCUCGACCAUUCUCUUUGGGUACACUAUAAUAUUAAAAUUAGUCAUCUUUAACUCAGGAAAGGAUCUUUUUCGUGGCGAGCUUUUGGUGGAUACACGAUCAGACUGCUUUAGUAUGCGUGGUCGCACUCGAUGGAAUCUUGCUGUUUGCCCACAAGAUAAUACCGAGGAGCGAAUUGAGCUGAUUCCCUUAAAGGUUGGUGAAUUACCGCUACCAUUCAUUCAGCUUAACGAUAUUCACGGAUCUCCUGUGGUGACUCAGCCUAUUAUAACCCAUCACGUGACUGUUCUUUCAGGGCAACAACCGUAUUUAGCGUUUAAUACACUAAUACACGCAUCCUGA